This is a messenger RNA of Centruroides sculpturatus (bark scorpion), 2163 nucleotides long. RefSeq names its product endoplasmic reticulum resident protein 44-like (gene ERp44). The record is from RefSeq and is a predicted model, not a curated record. Lineage: Eukaryota; Metazoa; Arthropoda; Arachnida; Scorpiones; Buthidae. The transcript is spliced from 13 exons. The coding region runs from base 78 to 1334 and encodes 418 amino acids.
GUUAACGUGCCACCUGACGGUAGUAAACGGCAUUACCGGGUUUGUGGUUUGGCGUUCGGUCAUGUAUUAAAAAUCAAAUGUUUAUCAAGAAAAACAGUUUAACUCAUUAUUUUUCGACGAGAAUGACGUUAACGGCGACAAAUGUUGUAAUAUCGACGUAUUAUCUUGUGAUUUUAACGGUGUGCCUUUGGACUUCUGCUGAGGGUGGAUCCGUAGCUCUUACUUCAGAAAACUUUGAUAGGCAUGUUGGCAAUCAUGAACUAGUCUUUUUGAACUUCUAUGCAGACUGGUGUAAAUUUAGUCAGAUUUUAGCACCGGUGUUUGAUGAAACUGCAGAUAAAUUAAAACAAGAAUUUCCUGAACAAGGAAAACUUUUAUUGGGAAAAGUUGAUUGUGACAAAGAAACGAGUGUAGCUGUAAGGUUUCACAUCACAAAAUAUCCCACUCUAAAAGUGAUACACCAUGGUAAGAUAAAACGGGAAUAUCGAGGUCAGAGAUCAUCUGAAGCAUUGAUUUCGUACAUUCGUGAUCUAUUGAGGGAUCCUAUCGUCGAAAUCAAACAGCUGGAAGACGAGGAGAAAGUAGACAAUAACAAAAGAGCUAUGGUGGCUUAUUUUAAGACCCAGUUGGAUCCGGAAUAUAAUGUAUUCCGCAAAGUUGCCGCAGACUUAAGAGAUGACUGUCAAUUUUUCCUUAAUACUAGAUCUGAUAUACAGACAAAUCUAACAGAAAAUAAGAUAAUUUUCAAGCAGUCUCGAACUAAACUCGGAGAAAAAGAUGAAAUCUAUCCAGGUGUCUUGUUAAGUUAUGACGAACUUAGUGCUUGGGCAACCAAUCGCUGCAUUCCUCUAGUCCGUGAAAUAACAUUUGAAAAUGCUGAGGAAUUAACAGAAGAAGGUCUACCUUUCCUGAUUUUGUUUCAUCAUCCUGAUGAUAAGGAAAGUGUGGAGAUAUACUCUAAAGAAGUUCAGAGUCAACUGUCAAAUGAUAAACAUAGCAUUAAUGUUCUGACGGCAGAUGGUGUAAAAUUUUCACAUCCUCUACAUCAUCUCGGAAAGUCACAAAAAGAUCUGCCAUUAAUUGCCAUUGACAGUUUUCGUCACAUGUAUCUUUUGCCUCAGUUUAAUGAUGUAAAAAUUCCUGGAAGAUUAAAAGAAUUUGUAUCUGAUCUGUAUUCUGGAAAACUGCAUAGAGAAUUUCAUUACGGUCCAGAUCCGGUGACGCAGUCGGAAGCGGAGCCAGAUCAAGCCAUUUCAACUAAUCCACCAGAAUCAACAUUCAGAAAACUUGCUCCAUCUAAGAACAGAUAUACACUUUUGCGUGAUGAAUUAUGAUGUUUCUGCAUUAACCAAUGUGCAUUUAAGAGGAAGGAGAGAUCAGGAAAGAAACUGUGGUUAUUGUAUUGUAUAAACAUCAUAAAGCACAAAAUGAUUAUACAAGUUGGUUCUAUCCACAGGCUCAUUAACUCUAUCAUGGAAGGUAUUAGAGCUUGUCCUGCUUAUCUCUUCAUUUUGGACUUUGAACUUUUACCAGGAUUUGGGUCAUAGUGUACAGAAAUUGCAAACGACAAUUUUAUUCUAUAAGUUAUAUUUUAAUACGUUUCCGGCGGAAGAGCGAUCGGCGCGGCCGGACCGUCUUUUGGAAAUCUGUCACUUACGGGAAAGUAUUUUCUAUUCUGUUUGUCUCCAGUUUUAAGUUAAAAAAAAUUUAGAGCGUAAGCAUUUAAUUAGUCUGUGAUGUAAUCUAAUAAAUACUUGUAAAUAUAAAAUGUCUUGGAUAAUGUAGGUCGAAACUGUAAAUAUGUCCGCCGUCAUACGGCGUUCAUAAAAAUCAACUUUAUAUUAAUCACAAGAUUCUUCAGAAUUCGUUCAAUAAAACAUAAUGGACCAACCAUAUUAUAAUCUUCUGUUUGAAAAAUAUGGGUAGGGGAAAGUCUUUGUACAUCUUUCAGCAGCCUCUCCCUUUGCACGUUACAAUUUAUUUUGUUCUUUUUUUAAGUACACCUCUGUUCCCAUCGUAUUUCUUUGUUUAGAUACGAGGGGAACAGAGGAGGCUACAUUCGUCUAAUGUUUUGGUUAGUCCAUAUGGAAAUAGUAUUUAUUACACCAAAAUUUCCAUUGUAAAAUAUUAAAUUCUGAUUAAAAUCAUAUAUGAAAGGUGGGA